This is a messenger RNA of Peronospora matthiolae, 297 nucleotides long. Lineage: Eukaryota; Oomycota; Peronosporomycetes; Peronosporales; Peronosporaceae. The record is from the annotation of a GenBank genome assembly.
AUGAUGAAGAUGCGGAGUUGGACCUCGACCUUACUCCUGGCGUCCAACGAGGACGACGUGUCAAACCGUCUACAAGCAGACUGGCAGCGCGGUGAAGCAAGACCCGGCAUGUCACGUUCAGCUCGCCCUCGAACUGGAUUGGAACAAGCAAGUGCGCGGAACACGUCUCAACCGUCACCAGAAACGACGAUCAAAGUGCUCCAGAAACGAUGUCUGAUGACGAAGAAGAUGCGAGCGUCCACGAUCAAGAUGACGACUCGACACCUCCAACAUUUUGGCGUGCAAGUGCAAACGUAA